Paramecium tetraurelia is the source of this 2991-nucleotide messenger RNA. RefSeq lists its product as uncharacterized. The transcript has 3 exons. The record is from RefSeq and is a predicted model, not a curated record. Lineage: Eukaryota; Ciliophora; Oligohymenophorea; Peniculida; Parameciidae.
AUGUAAUAUCCUUCCGAUGCAAUCGAAGUUUAAGAAUUUGCAGCAGGACCGAACUUGAUAUACACAAAUGGAGAUGAUUCACAAAAGGAUCACGUUGUUGUAGACAUUCACACAGUUUGGGAAUUGAAUGUGACUGGAUUGACUUUUCCAACUGUAACUGAUGUGGCAUAUGCAGACAUACUGAUAGAUCCACAUUGGGUUAAUGAACAUAAGUUUUGGUUCCUCUAUUAGUUGCAAUCAAGUAAAUAGGUUGAAAUCUUUGAGUGCACAACUCAAACUAAGUUAUCUAGAGAUGUUCAUUGUGAAGAACAUGCCAAAUUUAAGAUUCCAAAUUUAUUGAAUCCAAGUACUUCUCAAUUCGAUUGGGAUGCAGAAGAAGGUGAUGUAUUAACACUUUAAUUCCUCGAAAAUGAUUAUUAGAUCACAAUCUUCGAAAGUACUCAUGAUUCGUCAGCUCCUUUAUUUUCAUUACCAUAACCUCCCUUAGACCAAAUACCUGAAAAUAAGAUUUCUUCAUUUACUGUUUUGAGAAAAGCCAUCUAUAUUGUGAUGCAAAAUAAAAAGGAAGUUGACGCUUGGUUUGGCUUCUUCCCCACACCAACAAAACAUGUCAUUUCCAGUAAAACAAUUAAAGAUUAGGGAAGUGAUAGAAUAUUUGAACCAAAGAAAGUGUUUGGUAAUCCUGCUUUGAAAAGCGAGUUUGUGUUGAUUCAAUCUAAAGAUUGCAUUUUCUUCGGAGACAUGAGAAAUACCUUUACUCUAAUUUAUGUGUUCGACAUCAUCCCUGAUGCUGAAAUUAGAGCCUAUUUGGGAAUGAGAACAAUCUUCAUUGUUCAAAAGAGUGAAACCCAAGGAUUCAAGAUCCAAGAAUACAAUUACGAGAAGUUGAACAACAUCUACUUGAUGAAAGAAUUACCACUAUACGAUUACGUCAUCCAAAGUCCAUUGACAACUGACUUCUGUUAUUAAACUGGAUUCUUGUUUGUCCGUGCUUUGGACCCAGCCUCAUAGGAAACUGUGAUUUUGGUCUAUGAAUCAAAUGUCCUCUAUCAAUUAUCAUUACACAAAGUAGUUAAAACACAUUUGAAAAUUAAUGAUGGACAAGUCAUGAAUAUGGCUGCAGCUGGUCAUGACCAAAUGUACAUGUAUGUCAACAAUCAACAGAAUGUCUAAAAGAUGGUUGGAUUCUUAAGAGAUGCCCUUGUUAAUUUAUAACCAUCACAUCUAUCCAAUCAAUAUAUCACCAAUUUGGUGGCCACAGUCAAUAUCACCAAUCAAGCAGUGACUAAACCCAUGUCAAUUAAAUAUCCUGUUAAGUACAUUAACACUUAAACCUACAUUCAAGUUAAUUAGGAGGAGUUGGCAAAACAAAAUGCAGAAUUCGUAUUCACCAAUCAAGCAGCAGAUCAAUAUUUGCAAAUCAACACAACUGGAUGGUAAGCUGGAUAGGUUAUUAAAUACGAAGCCCUCUGUGAUUAAUGCGAAUCACAUUUAAUCGAAAUGGUUAAUCCAGUUUAUCACAUUAAUGAUGGAGGAGAUUAUCAAUUCCAUUUUGUUGAUGGAAUUGCUGCUGGCAAUUAAAUGAUCUUCUAAACUGCAGAUUCCAUCAUAAUAUAAGAUGCUUCAGGUGCUUGGGAAAGGCACAAAUUACCAAUUGGAGUUGGUACUGAUUGUAUAUCCAUCACAGCAACAGAUGAUGGAAAAGCUGUUUUCAGUGGAUGCGAAGAAAGAGGAGUUGUUAAUAUUUAUCUAUCAAUUUGUAAUGGUAAAACAUGCACUGCAGCUACACCAGCUUUGUAAUAAGUUGCUUAAGGAGCUAAACAUCCAUCCAAAUUACUUUAUAAAGAUGGAAUUCUCUUCAUUUUGGAUAAUUACAAUGACAGACCUACCUUAUACGAUGGAACUGUUAGAGUCCAUAAGGUCAGUCUUAACGUAGAAGCCAAAACUUGGGAUCUAGAUGCAGGAAAAGUCAUUAAUUCAUAGUUCUUGAGCACUGAACCAACUAUUCCAUUUUAAGCUUCAGAUUUUGAUGUUAUUAAAUACGAAGUUGGUAAUGUUAAUUACUAUAAACUACUCUUAUCCAGUGCUCUUAAGAGAUUGUGGUUUGUUGACCUUUAUUGGGAUAAUGGAACAAUUAAAUUUGGAUAACAUGAUAAAUUUGAAAUUUACAAUUUAAUAGGCAAAAAUUUAGCAAUUCAAGAAGUCACUCGAUUCUAUUAAAUUCGAGCAAUCAAAUCAACCAAAAAGGAUAAGAAACUAUUGACUACUGCAUUGGUGUCUACCACUAACAUGGCCACUUAUGGUGUCACAUUUACCUUCGAUAUUUCAGAUCCUGUUAAAGGAGCACCCGUUGAAUCUGAUGGUACCAUUCCAUUCUUGCUUGCCAAUUAUGGAACAUGGAAAUAACUCAACAAACUUACACUCUUUGAAGAUCAUGUUGCCAUUGCCUAUACUAAUGAUAAGAGUAUUUUAGUUGCUGUUUAUGUAUUGCCAACCGUCGACCAUUAUGCUCUCUAGGAAGGGGAACCUAAAGUUAUCACUCUCAUUGGAGGUGAAGAAGAUGAGUAAACUACUCAAAUCUCUACUCAAUUUGUCAUGACUCUAUCAAAAGAUGCAGCAUUAGCAAGACCUGUCCUCCAUACCAACCUUGUAUAUAACAUUGCAUAAAAGGAAAAUAUGCUCGUCAAAUAUGGAGUCACUGAUUUUCCAAGAUUACACAUCCAAAAGGGAGAUCAAAUCAAAGAACAAGUUGUGUCUAUCUUUGCUAAAAAUGACUAUGGUUAAGCUAAAGGAGUCAUUCGUUUAACCAAAAAAGAUCCACCUAAUCCCAACCCUCCUAAACCAGAUGAUGAUUCCAAAGGAAGUAGCAAUUGGUGGUGGAUAACCUUGAUCAUUGUCUUUGGAGUUGCCAUCCUAGCCGUUGGUGGAUACUUUGUCUAUGCAAAAUAUUUUAAAUCCUCCAAUACACCAUUACAUGUUUAAUCCUAUUGA